This is a messenger RNA of Halichondria panicea, 3854 nucleotides long. Its product is annotated as NACHT, LRR and PYD domains-containing protein 3-like. NCBI's taxonomy places the organism in Eukaryota, Metazoa, Porifera, Demospongiae, Suberitida, Halichondriidae. Bases 335 to 3760 code for a protein of 1141 amino acids. The record is from RefSeq and is a predicted model, not a curated record. The transcript has 8 exons.
UGACCAGGUGUUGUGCACUUCAAACUUGUAAUAAAGUAAAGGGAAAAAUCGUCAGCAGAACAAACACAUUACUGUUUCUCCAAAACGUAAUUUGUGUUAUUGAACAUCAUAAUUAACGGUUCAUAUCCUUUUGAACACACAAGCAGCAUAAGCAGCCCCACCUAUCUCUUUUGGGGAAUUCCCUCAUAAACACAACAUGAGCUACGCCCCUCUUUGUUGAACAAGCCAAACAAGAUCUUGAACAUUACAAGCCACUCUGAGAUUUCUCUCUUGAAGUUAGUGAAAAAUAAAACCAAAAAUCUUUGCGGAAUUGUAAGGUCAAAAAAAAUAAAGAAUGGAUAAAUUCGUUGCUAGCAUUCGCCGUAAGUACAGAGAGAGAUCCUUAAAUCGUGAAGAGCAAUGGCCACCAGUUUCUGGAGAGAGGCUCAUCAACUUGCAGUUAGUGGAGGCUGAAAAGAAAGAAGGAUUUAGAGCCGGCUUGCCACAACAUGGUGCACUUGAUAAGGUCAUUGAAAAGCGUACUCCAAUUCUCCAUGGCAAUCUGUUCAAAGUCGAAGAAGGCAAGAAACCAGUCACGAAGCUCAUUGUUGAAGGCAAUGCUGGGAUUGGUAAAACCACACUGUGUACUAUGCUUGCUGAAGGGUGGGCAGAGGGCAAGAUCCUGACACAAUUCAACUGUGUUCUGCUGCUUCCACUAAGAGAACAUGAAGUAUCCUCUGCCACAAGUCUCGCUGAACUGUUCAAACUUCUCCACUCCAGUGAGAGGAUCCGCACAUCUGUUAUAGAAGAGUUGGAGGAUAGAGAGGGAGAAGGUGUCCUCAUCUUAGCUGAUGGCUGGGAUGAGCUUAGUGUAGAAAAUCGUUCCAAAGUGUCCUUUCUUUACAAACUUUUCUUUCAUGGUAUUCUUCCAUUUGCUUCUGUUCUCCUCACCUCACGACCUUCUGCUUCAGCUCCUCUUCACGAUCUUCCUUCUGUGGACCGUUUGGUUGAGGUUGUUGGCUUCAAUGAAGAGAAUAUCAAGCAGUACAUAGAAUCAGAGUUUGAGCAAUUCCCAGAGAAAGCUUCUUCUCUUAUCGAGCAGCUUGAGAACAACCCAGCCAUUCAGAGUGUGUGUUCUGUGCCCCUCAAUUGCGCCAUUGUUUGUAACUUGUGGCACACUUUAGACCAAGAGCUUCCUCGUACACUAACUGAGCUGUACACUCAUAUUGUGCUUAACACUAUCCUUCGUAAUGUCAAAAAGAAAUUCCCUGAUUGUCCAAUUAGCCUCAAUAGAUUUGAUGAGAUUCCGAAUGAUCUACAAGACACAUUUUGGUUGACAUGUGAGUUUGCCUACGAGUGCUUAUUAUUAGAUCAGCUGGUUUUCUCAGAAGCUGAAUUGUCCUCUCGCUUACCCGAAGUUGGUGACAAGUUGCAGUGCUUUGGUCUGUUGCAGUCUGCACGAUCGCUUCUACCUGUUGGUCAUGGCCUGUCUUUUCACUUUGCUCACCUGACCAUCCAGGAGUUCUUGGCUGCCCUCCAUCUUGCUACUCUACCCAAUGAGGAGAAACUGAAGGUUGUUGAGUCUCAUGCUAAAAGUGGCCGGUUUGACAUGGUGUGGAGGUUUAUGUUUGGUCUUGCUAGUAAACACAAUGGUAGUCGUAGUGUUAAGGUGAUCAGUUUGGAUGAUGGUUUCAUGGAUCAAUGUUUGAUGGCUAUACAGCUUAAAAAGUUAGCUUUAUGUCAUGCUGCUUUCGAAGCUUCAGACCCUAGAUUCUCAACAAAAAUUUGGAAAAUGUACGGAAAAAAUCUAUUAGACGGUAAUUUCAGCACUCCUUUUGACUGUGUAGCUUGUUUCUAUGUUCUUCGUCAUGCUGCAAAAUGUGAUGAUAUGGUUAUCAGAAUAUUUUAUUGUGCAUUCGAUGAUAAACUGUUGAAAGAACUAACUGACAUACUUUCCAGUGCGAAUGGUAAACUGCAAGUACAACGCUUAUCUCUUGUACAGACUAAGUUUAAGUUGUCUGACAAAGGUGUUGCUGAUCUAUUCAAGAGAGCCUCAGCUUCCUUUACAACCUUACAUGACCUCUCUUUAUGUAACAACAACUUCACUGACAUCAUGUCGUCAUUCAUGCACACAUCUUGUACCAGCCUCACAGGACUGGACUUAUCCGAAAAUCCUCUUGGAGUGUCUGGCAUACAGUCAUUAGAGACAGCUGUACAGUCUGGUGCUCUUAUCAAUCUGAGGAGACUGGGUCUAUAUAACACCUUAACUGACGAUGCUGAUGUCAAUGGAGCUCUACUGACCACCCUCUUACAGUCCAUUUCCCUCCACUGUGCUAGACUGGUUGACUUUUACCUCUCUGCUAAUAAUCUUGGUUUACCUGGAUUAGGUUCAGUUGUGGAAAACAUUCCAUUAGGAUUAAAUAUGAUAGAUUUAUCAACUAACCAUAUCACCACUUCAUUUCACUCGGAGUCUCAGUUCACAGUCAUCUGUGAGAUGUUGAUUGUCCAUCCAAAUACUUUAACAAGAAUAUACAUGAGGGGCUCCAAUCUCAGUGGAACUGCUGGAACUCUCUUACUGGCAAAAUUUCUUCAGGCGUUUAAAUCACUGGAAACACUUAACUGCUCUGACUGUUUUCUCACCUCUGCCGACAUCAUAAUGCUUAUCCACCAUCUCAAGUCCGCUAAUGUAAUAUGUAAGAAUUUAAAUACGUUGGUUCUCAGCAACAACUCCAUUGAUAAUGAGGGAGUGAUAGCUCUAACUGAGUGUCUAUUAGAGCUGUUCCCUAGUCUAGAGGACUUCUUUUUAAGUCCCAAAGUUGAUGGCGUUGUUCUCUGUGGCAAUCCUGUGAGUAAAGAGCUGAUACUCAUGUGCAACGAACACUUGAAGACCAUACGGGAAUCAAGGAAUUCUGCAAUGCUGAAUGAGUGGGAGAGAACAUGUUUACCUCCACAAAAUGAAGAGAUGAAUCAUACUUUCCUUUCUCUUUGGGAUACGCUACUGUCAGAGAUGGUUGACGAGGCUCAAGUAAUAUCUUCAGCUGUUUCCAACGGCAUCAUUUCAUGGUCAACUGCUAACAAACCAGCGGAAUACAACCAAAUAGUUUGUGAGGUUGUGCAUACAGUGGACACUCCUAGUGACAUCACUGAUCCAGACACUCUCAUCAAUGAACAGAACUUCUCUCCAGCAUCACCAGUAGAGCACCACCCCACAGCUAGUGACGAGGCUACUUGUACUACAGCUGUGCAGUCUAAACACAGAACAGACCGACAUACAACAGCCUCCACUGUACUGACUGAUGCCGUACCAUCUGAUGUCACUGAAGAAGGAGAUACCUCACAAAAUGUCCUCAUUUCAUAUCCACAUACCAUUCACUCAGGUGCUGGUGGACCGAGGACUGUGACCAUUGAGGAAUUGAAGGAGCGUACAAAAGUGACCGACUCUCAUCUUGACGCUGAAAUUGAAGACACUGACAUGAUCAUUCUGGCAGAUCACUUUGACAAUAUUGAAACAUAUUCCACUUUUUUUGAACUAACAGAUUCCAAAAAGCAAGAUGUUAUUGAUGAGAAGAUGAGGUACAACACCCAAGCAGCCAUGUCCCUGGCCAUGAAGCUGUGGAAGAGACGCAACCCUGCAGCUGCUACCUACAGAGCUCUGGUGGAGAUUGUGCUGAGUCUGAGAAAGGUCGAUGUGGCUACUAAAGUCUGUGAAUUCCUGGCUCGUAAAUUAAAUCACAUUCACUCUAACCACGUGCACAAGACGGAUAUGCAUGGCUGCAUGUAAUAAAGUGAACAUGAUAAAUAUAAUUAUAACACGGACACUGAGAAUAAUCAUGAAUUGUUUAUUAUCAGACUUGCACUAGCUAUGUAUAUAAUAG